Frankliniella occidentalis (western flower thrips) is the source of this 1164-nucleotide messenger RNA. Its product is annotated as serine/threonine-protein phosphatase CPPED1. The coding region runs from base 145 to 1056 and encodes 303 amino acids. Gene Ontology annotation, molecular function: hydrolase activity. The record is from RefSeq and is a predicted model, not a curated record. The transcript has 5 exons. Lineage: Eukaryota; Metazoa; Arthropoda; Insecta; Thysanoptera; Thripidae.
CCGAGCCGGGGUGCCGCUCACUAAAGAUAUGAUAUGAAGUGUAAAGAUGAAUAAAGAGGCACAUGAAAGAUAACACUCCUACUGGAUAACAACCACGUCUCCUCGUUCAGUUCUGUUGGAACAAAACCUCAUUAGAAGUGAGCCAUGGCUUCUGCUUGGAAAACCUACACAAAAGACAGAAAACUUACUUUCUUUGAGGAAGCUAAAGAGCUACAGUCCAACGACUCUUUUUACUUUAUCCAAGGGGCUGAUACUCAGCUGGGCUUAAAGGAAUACUAUGAAAAUGACAAAAAAGGAUUGCCACUACCAACAGGUAGGUAUUGGAUGGAAGAAAUAGAACAGUCGAAAAAAGCUGUUGAGUGUAUCAAUGCGUUGCAACCUCGUCCAAGUUUUGUUGUGAUCUGUGGUGAUCUUUGCAAUGAAUAUCCUGUGCGAGACAAGGAGAUGCGGGCCAUGCAAGAAAAGGAUUUUAAAGAAAUCAUGUCGAAAAUUCAUCCAUCGAUUCCUUUAGUUUGCGUUUGUGGAAACCAUGAUGUUGGUAACACACCAACAACUGAGGGUGUUGCUCUGUACCGAUCCUCUUUUGGGGAUGAUUAUUACUCAUUUUGGAAGGGAGGAGCUCUUUUCAUAGUGCUGAACUCUCAGUACUACUAUGAUCCAUCAGAAAUACCUGAGAUUUAUUCGCAACAAGAGUUGUGGUUGGAUUCCAUUCUUAAUGAAGGAAAGAAAAAAUCAGCUAGGAUCAUAGUAUUCCAGCACAUUCCAUGUUUCAUUAAGGAUGCUGAUGAGCCAGAUGAGUACUUUAAUCUCCCAACAGCUGUCCGUAAGCCUUUGUUAGAGAAACUGCUUGCUGCAGGUGUGACUCACAUUUUUUGUGGUCAUCUGCACUAUAAUGCCUAUUCAACUUACAAAUCAGUGGAGAUCAUCACCACUUCUGCCAUUGGAUAUCAGCUAGGUAAGGACACCCAUGGAAUGAGAAUUAUUAAAGUGAAAAAGAGUGGAGUGGAACACUCUUAUCAUGCCUUAGAAAAUUUUCCAAAAACUAUAGCUUUGUAAACUACUGUACAUGUGACAACAUUUGAUACUCAAAGACAAAUUUGAAAGCGAAUGUUAUCAUUAAUGAAAUAUUUUAAUCAUGUAAUAAAAUACACAUGCAACAUCUCA